This is a messenger RNA of Actinia tenebrosa (Australian red waratah sea anemone), 2122 nucleotides long. RefSeq names its product dynactin subunit 2. The record is from RefSeq and is a predicted model, not a curated record. Gene Ontology annotation, cellular component: dynactin complex. Gene Ontology annotation, biological process: microtubule-based process. NCBI's taxonomy places the organism in Eukaryota, Metazoa, Cnidaria, Anthozoa, Actiniaria, Actiniidae.
UCCAAGAUGGCGGCCAGAAGUAAAUACGCGAACCUCCCAGGAAUUGAUAAUCAGCCCGAUGUAUUCGAGACUCCAGACGUGGAGAAAAAUACAGACCAGAMUGAACAAGAAGCGAUGGAAGAUGUGGAUGAAAAUGUGGAAAUUUUAAACAUUGAUUCCAAGAAGGCUUUUGCUAACUUUAAUGGUAGAUAUUUAGAUUCCACUGCAUCAGAUUUUUCAGAUAACAUUGGCAUAAAACAGAGGAAAGGCUACCGAACUAAAACUGAAUAUGAAAUAUUGGGAGAGAAUAAAGAAAAGGAAACACCUGAACAGAAGUUCCAGAGAUUACAGCAUGAGAUGAGGGAACUGGCUGAAGAACUAGAACAAAUCAAGGGUGCCAUGACAGAUGAGAAACAAGAAAUGAAGCUUUCCCCUGUUGCCCUAGCACAAGAGGUUAAAGUACUUCAAGAGCAGCUGCAAGAUCUCCAACUAGAGAAAGUUCUUGGAGAAAAGGUGUUGACUGGUUCUUCUACACCCCAGACUGGCUUGUCACAGAGAUUAAAGACCCAGCUUGAGUCAUUUAAGGCACAAGAAGGAGAAUCAAAAACUAAAAAAGAUAAAGGGGAUUCUGUUACUUAUGAGCUGUAUUAUAAGCCUGAACAUGCUAAAUUCAACCAACUUUCCAAGAUGAGUGACCUUGAGAACAGAGUCCAAACCCUAGAGAAAGUACUUGGAGAUGAUCCCAAUGUAGUGUCAUCUAUAACAGACGAUCUUGAAAUCAAGGAGAAAAGCAUACUGGCAGCAGUUUCAGCAAUCCAGUCUAAAGUUGCUCUUUUAGACCCCAACCAUGUUGAACAUAUUGAUGCUCGACUUCAGGGCAUCCUCCAUCAUGUUAGCCAGAUCUCCGAGAAGAAGGAUAAAGUAGAAAAUGCUGCAAAGCAGUCAAAAAUUGCUGAGUUAUAUGAUCUUCUGAGCAAGUGGGACUGUGUAGUUGAUGUCGUUCCAGAUGUGAUAAAGCGCCUCCACUCUUUAAAGUCUCUCCAUGAACAAGCUAGUCAUUUUGGUCAGACCUUAGUUCAGUUAGACAAAGCUCAACAUGAAGUCACAAAUCAGUUAAAGAGUCAGGAAACAUUGCUAAAAGAGGUUGAGUCGAGUUUUUCAUCCAACAUGUCUGCCAUUGAGGAAAAUUGUGCAAAGGUCGAAGCAAGAAUAAAUGCAUUGCAAGCUAAGAUCAAUAAAAGAUAAAAAGAUACCCAACCUUACAGAAGGCUUUCUCCAGAUCAACUAAAUAUUUGUUUUUUUGUUAGGAAGAUUUGCAAGGUAAGACAAAUCAGACAGACAGACAGACGACAUAGCAAAAAUGGACAGACAGACAACAUUUAUGACCAAGACUAAAACUAAUGGGUGUUACCUUAUAUCUAUAAAUUAUUAAUGAAUAGAUAUAGUAUAUAUUGCUUAGAACAUAACCACUUUAUAGAGUUCUUACAUAUAAGAGAUGUCAGAAGCAUCAUGUGACCUUGUCACGUGAUUCAGAAGUGGCAUGUUAUUGGUUAGCUGGAUGGGUUCCUUCUAUUUUCGAUCAAACUGAAAGCGUAUUUAAAAUAAUGAUUAAUCGUUUCAAUGACAACCAGAUUUCGUUGCCAUAGAAACGUCCCGUUGCYAUGAUACAAUGGGUGUUAUCUAUUGAAAAUAUUAAUAUUAUUAUUAAUAUUAAGUUUUACUAGGCUCUUGACCAUGAAUCGGAACACUGCAUGUUUAACCUACACGGUUACUCUCUAGCCUAAGUAGCAGCCCUUUGGGGAGGGGGAGGGGGACUCCUCAGGUUUCCUGUUGCUGCCCCCUUAAAUUUAGGAACUGAUUUUAAUAAGUUAAAAACCUUACCAUAGGAUUCUAGUGUUGCCUAAACCGAAAACUACAAUACUCAUUAUGGGGUUAAAGGGAACGUUUUUCACUCUUUCCCCCCAGUAUUAAUCUCAAUCAAACGACAUUUGAUGGGAUUCAGUUACGAUUUACCUGUGAAGAAUUUGAAGAUAAUAUUACGUAUUGUARUAAUGGUUAUUUAUGUCUAUAGUGAAAUACAGAUUCUCGGGUUAGGCUCAUUAUGAGGUUUAAAUAAAGCAUMCAGGUUGGAUUCUCAAAUUCA